ACACAAAAAAUUACAGUGACGACGCCAUUUUCGUUUGUUAUACGCAAUAAAUCACACCAGUGCAUAAACCCGUUCGUUUUUCAUCAACCACGAAGAAAAAUUUCAGUUAAAACAAGAUGGCGAGUCGUAAAAAAGUUCUUCUCAAAGUGAUCAUUCUGGGUGAUUCUAGUGUGGGUAAAACAUCCUUGAUGAACCAGUAUGUGAAUCGGAAAUUUUCGAACCAGUACAAGGCGACAAUCGGUGCUGACUUUUUAACGAAGGAGGUUACAGUGGACGAUCGGUCGGUCACCAUGCAGAUUUGGGACACGGCUGGACAGGAGAGGUUUCAGUCGCUCGGAGUGGCGUUUUAUAGGGGGGCGGAUUGCUGCGUGCUGGUGUUCGACGUGACCGCCCCCAACACCUUCAAGUCUCUCGACAGUUGGCGUGACGAAUUCCUCAUCCAGGCGUCGCCCCGCGAGCCCGAGAAUUUCCCCUUCGUCCUCCUAGGCAAUAAAGUCGAUCUCGAGCCCCGCGCCAUCUCGUCGAAAAGGGCGCAACAGUGGUGCCAGAUGAAGAACAAUAUACCUUAUUUCGAGACAUCGGCGAAGGAGGGACUCAACGUCGAGCAGGCUUUCCUGGCGAUCGCGAAAAACGCCCUAGCGCAACAGAAUUCGACCGUCGAUCUAUAUAACGAAUUCCCCGAUCAAAUCAAACUCACCAACACGAAUAAACCGAGCAGUAAUGGAGAUUCUUGCGCAUGUUAGGUUUGAAUUUUUAUUAUUAUUAUAUUAAUAUAUAUAAUGAGGGUUUUGGCGAUUUUUUUUCUGCUCAAUGUGAUAUGAAAAACCUCUACUUUUUUUUUCACUCAAAAUUUCACUUGGAGUAUGAUUUGCAAGUGUAAAUACAGUUGUUGGAGAAAUUUUUUAAAUGCAUUAUUUGCCUUGUAGGUUUUUUAGAUUCCAGCAGUAAUAUCUCGAGUGUUCGAGUUAAGUUUUAUUAUUAAAUUAAGUGUUCUGUGUUGUAGGCUAAUUAUUUAUAGCAAAUAGAAAAUUUAUAUAUAUUUUUUUUAACCAAUUCAAGCGUUUUUCUGUAGUAUAUCAUCAAAUUUGUAUAUUAUAGACGUUAUAAGAUAUAUAAAUAUGUAAUGGUAUAUAUGGGUGUUUUAUUUGAUUGGAAGUGGAAGAAAGGAAAGUGUGCAGAUUGUGUGUAGAAAUUUUAUUUUGUACCAUGUGUGUAUUGUUGGUUGCAUACACGUCCACAAUUUACGAUUUUCAUUAAAGCUCAAAAUAAAGGGCGUCGUUACACACUGGUUUUUAUUUAAACAAUACAAUUUAAGUUAUAUUUUAUAAAAUUGUUUAGUUUCUUAUAAAUUAGACAUUUUUUUUUAUUGGACUUGUCAGGCAACCAAUAAUACACAAUUCACCAUCAUUAAAAUUGUAAUUUUAGAGCAAUGUAAAUUUACUAUUAGUGUUAUACAUUCACAUAAAAGUUAAUAAAAAUUUGAAGCAAUAAUAAA
This is a messenger RNA of Zophobas morio, 1495 nucleotides long. It is a transcript of the gene Rab7, whose product is annotated as ras-related protein Rab-7a. The transcript is spliced from 3 exons. Lineage: Eukaryota; Metazoa; Arthropoda; Insecta; Coleoptera; Tenebrionidae. Gene Ontology annotation, biological process: phagosome-lysosome fusion; endosome to lysosome transport. Gene Ontology annotation, molecular function: GTP binding; GTPase activity. The coding region runs from base 117 to 743 and encodes 208 amino acids. The record is from RefSeq and is a predicted model, not a curated record. Gene Ontology annotation, cellular component: lysosome; late endosome; phagocytic vesicle.